Bradysia coprophila is the source of this 1175-nucleotide messenger RNA. Its product is annotated as putative odorant receptor 71a. Lineage: Eukaryota; Metazoa; Arthropoda; Insecta; Diptera; Sciaridae. The record is from RefSeq and is a predicted model, not a curated record.
GCAUCAAGCACUGAAUUUUAGCCACGUCAGUUCAGUUUUGAUUUCAAUUUGAAACGUUUGCGUUCUAUUACGACACGACCUCCAAAAUGCAUUCGAUUCAAAUUCAUAAAGUUAUCGGUCUGAUAAUUUCUUCAUUUUAUCUGAUUGGUGUUUGGCAUCGCGGAGAUAAACCUACAGUUAAGGAGAUGCGAAUUAAACUAUGUUACUGCAUCUAUUACCUACUCUUCUUACUAUCAAUGGUGGUCGGAGCAGUUACGAACGAAAGAAAAGACGAGGCGAUAUUCUUAGGGGAAGUAUCAAUGGGAGUUGUAGUUCUGUGCGCAAAUCUUUGGCUGUUAAUUUGGAAACAGAACGAAAUCCUUAAUUUGUUGAACCGAAUCUGUGUGUUUUCGAUUCGAAGUGAUGAUGAAUACAACGUUUUUUCCGACAAAGUUCGCAUAUUCAUAAAAUUUGUGUUAGUGUUUGUAAUUGGUACAAUUGUCGCUGGUUUUUUGGCGUCUGUAGGUCUGACAUUUUUUGGAAGUGAAAAAACUUUAUUUUACAAAAUCGCGUUUCCCCUGGAUUAUGAAAGCAGUGAAAUUGCUUUGUGGAUUGCAACAGCUUUUGUUUUUACUGAAAUUGUUUUGACAUUGAUAUCUGCCAUUUUCUUCGUCAUAAUUUGGUAUUUACUGCUGAUUUGUGCUCUCAGAUAUAAGGUGCUAGGAAGUGAGUUGAGGAAUAUGGGACGAGUUGGUAGUGAAAAUAAAAAUGUAAAGAUGACGGAAACGCAAAGUCACAUCCACUUUUAUGAAGAUUUAAAGACAGCCAUCAACGCUCAUUUACAUUUAAGGGAAUUGGUAAUCGGCCUGGAGUUAUUCUUCUCAGAUCUAUUUUUCAUUCAAUUUGGCACGAGUGGUCUGAGUAUUUGCGGAUCGAUUUAUUGUCUGGCAUUUAAUGUCGGUGAUAAUCUAUUGGAACGUUUUGUACAUCUUUUAGCGUUUUUUUACUUCAUUUCUCAAUUAUUUAUGAUUACCUACUUUGGCAAUGAGGUUAUGCUAUCGAGCAAUCGGCUCUCCUACUGCUUAUUCGAAUCGGGCUGGUACCAUCAGCCACAAUCGACCAAAAAGUGUAUUAUCAUUUUUGGCGAAUAUUUAAAGCAGCCACAAACUCUGGUGAUUGGAAAACUGGCCCACUAA